Molecule: messenger RNA, 920 nt
Organism: Capsicum annuum
Lineage: Eukaryota; Viridiplantae; Streptophyta; Magnoliopsida; Solanales; Solanaceae
Product: classical arabinogalactan protein 1
Exons: 2
Coding region: 192-677 (161 amino acids)
Source: RefSeq, a predicted model, not a curated record
AAUCCAAACGCGAUAAGUCAUGAGAUUUGAAUUUUGAUGGUCGCAGAGUAUUUAACCCAAAAUACGCAACUUUUCUUCUUCUAUCCUACUGCAAGCAACUUUCAAAUUCAGAUCCAAAAACAGGACCACCAUAUCCGCUGUCUCUCUCUAAACUCCCCCCAGGCGGAAAAGGAAGGUUUAACUUGUUAGCAAUGGCGACAGUUCGAGUGUUAUCCUUCACGUUUCUCUUUGGUGUGUUGCUUGUUCAACAAUGUAUCUGUACAGAUGCACCAGCAAGUUCACCAACUCCAGCACCGGAAUCUGGCGCCGAUGUGCCUUCUCCAUCAGUGACUCCGGCUCCAUCACCUUCAUCAAAUCUAACUUCUCCUCCAGCGCCUCCGCUGUCAGAUUUCCCUCCUGCGCCAUCACCGGUGAAUGCUACUUCAAAAGAGUCACCGUCUCCCGCACCAACACCGGCUCCGAAUUCGGACGUUGCGAGUGAUAUAAGCCACGCGAGUACGGAGGAAUCGAAGGAAUCAGCUGGUGGUGGAAUGACCAGUGGGAAGAAGGCUGGAAUAGCAGUGGGAGUAAUUGCCGCCGUUUGUUUUGUAGGUUUGGGUGCAUUGGUGUACAAGAAGCGACAACAGAAUAUUCAACGAUCGCAGUUCGGGUAUGAUGCUAGGAGAGAAAUUCUCUGAGUGAUUCUAUAUAUCAUCGUAUGCAAUCAGAGUUUAUAUAGUAUUAUAUGCUAUACAGAUAUAUAUAAUUCUACUGCAUUGGUAGAUCGUGAUGAUACGAUAUGUGGUAUUUGGGAUUUGUACGAAAAAUAUCUUUGGAUUUAUUUGAUUCUUUUACUCACUGGAUUUGUUGGUUUUGUGUACUAUUGGAAAUUUAACUUUUUGAUUGACCAUUUAAUAAAUGCUUUGCUGAUGAUUUUAGAA